AUGGUGGUCCCAUACAUGCUGGUGCUCCGUAAGGGACACGGUUAUCGUAUCCGAGAUUUACUGAAGUUCAAAGAAGAAGUGACCAAGGAGCGAGACCAGCUCUUGUCUGAAGUGGUGAAAUUACGAGAGUCCUUAGCUCAGACCACUGAACAGCAGCAGGAAACGGAGCGGUGCAGAGAAGAGGCAGAGCAGGCCAUCAGUCAGUUCCAGCAAGAAAUCCAGCAACGUCAGAAUGAAGCUUCACGAGAGUCUCGGAAGAAGGAAAAACUAGAGAAAGAACUCAAGCAGAUUCAGACGGACAUGGACACCAGGCAGACAGAAAUUAAGGCCCUCCAGCAAUAUGUGCAGAAAAGCAAGGAGGAGCUUCAGAAGCUGGAGCAGCAGCUGAAGGAGCAGAAGAUCUUGAAUGAAAGAGCAGCAAAGGAGCUGGAGCAGUUUCAGAUGAGAAAUUCAAAACUUCAGCAAGAGAACGAACAACACAGUCUGGUUUGUGAGCAGCUAUCCCAGGAAAACCAGCAGAAGUCUUUGGAGCUCAAAGCCAAAGAGGAAGAAGUCCAUCAGAUGCGGCUUGACAUUGGGAAGCUCAACAAAAUCAGAGAACAAAUCCAUAAGAAAUUGCACCAGAUUGAAGAUCAAAAGUCAGAAGUGGAACAGAACAAGGAAACUCUAAAAAAUCAGAUCUUGGGAUUAGAGAGAGAGGUGGAGGCUUCAAAGAAACAAGCAGAACUUGAUAAGAAAGCAAUGGAUGAGCUUCUGAGAGAAAGGGACAUAUUAAAUAAG
This is a messenger RNA of Leptonychotes weddellii (Weddell seal), 780 nucleotides long. The record is from RefSeq and is a predicted model, not a curated record. Lineage: Eukaryota; Metazoa; Chordata; Mammalia; Carnivora; Phocidae.